AUGGGGGAGGCAUCCGACCAGAAGGAGACAUCAGUUGGGGACUUACCUGUGAAUGUUUCAUCUGGAAGUUCUACUCCAUUGCUUUUGGACACAUCACAAUCAACAAUUGUUCCAGACUCAACAACUGAUGUGUCAAUCGAAAAACCUGUGGUUAUUGACAUGCCAUCUGACAAUAUUAACUCUGUCGAGGAGAAAGUUGACAAUAUUCCCGACUCACCAGAGCCAGCAGAGGAGGAUGUUAUCAGCAUUCCCGACUCACCAGAGAGCCCCGAGCCAGCAGAGAAGUGUAUUUUGAAUAUUCUCGAUUCACCAGAGAGCCCCGCACCAGCAGAGAAAAGUAUUUUGAAUAUUCCCGACUCAUUGGAGAGUUCCGAACCAGCAGAAAAGGGGAUUUUGAAUAUUCCCGACUCACCGGAGAGUCCCGAACCAGCAGAGAAGGGUAUUUUAAAUAUUCCCGACUCACCGAAGAGUCCGGAGGAGGAUAUUCUGAUCAUUGAUGAGUCAUCAGAGAGUCCAAAGCCAGCUGAAGACAAUUUUACGGUGCCCGAGACAUCGGUGAUCAUCUCGGAAAAACAUCAACCUAUGGACGUAGAUUCAUCGGAGGUGUUGGUAUCAGAUACCAGAAGUGAUGAGUCAACAUCAUACAGUCCAGCACGAUCAUCAGAUGACUCGAACGAUGAUGAUGAUGAUGAUGAGCAACUACGUGUUUUCGUGCCAGAGGAAUGGAGGAGUCAAUUGUCUGAGAGAGUCAUGAAGAAAAAACUGAGAGCUGUUGUCAACAAACACUUCAAAAUUGGUGGUACUUUCCUCACGCUUGGAGGUGUACGAGCUAAAUUGAUCUUCUGUCCUCACGGCAAUGUAUUUUUCAAGCCAAUGAGAGCCCACAAACGACCUGAACGAUUGCCCACAAACUUCGAAAUUCAUCCAAUUUUGUAA
Molecule: messenger RNA, 936 nt
Organism: Diachasma alloeum
Lineage: Eukaryota; Metazoa; Arthropoda; Insecta; Hymenoptera; Braconidae
Product: DNA topoisomerase 1-like
Exons: 2
Coding region: 1-936 (311 amino acids)
Source: RefSeq, a predicted model, not a curated record